AUGCCAGGGAGUCAAGAUCAAGCAAAGCCCCGCUCUCGGGCGUCAUCGACCGGGCGGCAGUACCGUACAGCUGACUACAUGGGCGACAACGAUCGAACUGAGGAGCUUCAAACCAACUCUCUUUACCGCGCAUUGUCUGGUUUGCUUAACUCGGACAAGUUUUCUGAUAUGGCCAUUCAUUGUAGCGGUCGUGAGUUUCCUGCACACCGCGCCAUUGUGUGCUCUCAAUCUUCAUUUUUUGACAAGGCAAUGACGAGCGGGUUCUCAGAAGCGGCGAGCGGUAUCGUCAACGUGCCAGAGGACGACCCAGAUAUACUAGAGAGGUUUUUGCAGUUCCUUUACACAGGGACGUACAAAGAGGAUGAUGUACCGGGAUGGGGACCACCGUCCGAGAUUCAAAAUCUGACGCCUGAGGAAGUUGAUGCCUUUUUAGCUACCGCUCCUGCAGGACCGGCAGGAACCCCCGCACUGGCUGAUCGGGAACAGAACGAUGCCGACAACGUCCAGGAUGAGACUGGGCCCCCCACCAGCGAUGCCCAAUCCGACACUGGAAGCAAUUUCUCGGAUAACUCCAAUUUUCAUCGCUCCGCAUCCGAUGAAUCCAACCACCCCGCAGAAGAAUACGCAGAGUUCGCACCCCAAGAGGAUCACGUCCAAGUCCUCGAUGGCACGGGGGCGGAGGCCGAAUUUCCUCUCAAUCAGCGGGAAAAAGAGCUUAACACCGGAGAGGAAAACGCGCUCGAAGGGAACCUUCGGUUUCUGCAAGAGAUUCGCAUCCAGCAGGGCUUCUUGUCCAUGCGGCUCUACUUCAUGGCGGACAAGUUCGACGUGCCUGCCCUGAAGCUCCUGGCGCGCGAUCGUUUUUACCGGGCUGCAGAGUUCUCCUGGUUCGACCACCCAAGCUUUCCCGCCGUGGUGGACGAACUGUACACAGGUACCCCGCCGGGCGACCUGGCGUUGCGGGAAACUGUUUGCCGACUGGUGGGCUGCAACAUCCAUUCGCAGGCGCAACGGAGUCGGUUGGACGAGGUGAUGCGCAAGCACGGGGACUUUGCGGUGGGCGUGCUGAAUUACUUUAUUAACUGGCAUCACAAGUAA
Molecule: messenger RNA, 1098 nt
Organism: Dichotomopilus funicola
Lineage: Eukaryota; Fungi; Ascomycota; Sordariomycetes; Sordariales; Chaetomiaceae
Exons: 3
Coding region: 1-1098 (365 amino acids)
Molecular function (GO): protein binding
Source: RefSeq, a predicted model, not a curated record